Molecule: messenger RNA, 1044 nt
Organism: Lineus longissimus
Lineage: Eukaryota; Metazoa; Nemertea; Pilidiophora; Heteronemertea; Lineidae
Exons: 2
Coding region: 128-934 (268 amino acids)
Source: RefSeq, a predicted model, not a curated record
ACCAUCGAACUUUAUCGAACCAAAAGACCUCGAAUUCGAUCUUGACGAAACGCACAUUCACGAAGACUUUUUGCGUGAAGACAUUCGAGUAGACGGAAAGCGGCACAUCAUUUUCGCAACAACGCAGAUGAUCCAGUUGCUGACGGAGUCGAAAACUUGGUACAUUGAUGGUACAUUCAAGGUCGUCAAGGAGCCCGUCACACAACUGCUCAGCGUCCAUGCUUUCGUUCGACAAGGUGACGACAUGAAACAAGUCCCGCUUAUGUUCGUCUUGAUGUCAGGAAAACGAAAGAAGGACUACCGAAAAGUGUUGAAGUCAAUCAAGCGCCUGACACCAGAUCGUUCCCUCAAGAAAAUCGUCAUUGACUUCGAGAGCGCGAUGUGGAGAGCCAUACCAACAGUGCUACCCGAGGUCAAGAUACGAGGUUGUUCGUUCCACUGGGCCCAAAGCAUCUGGCGCAAGAUUCAAGAGAUCGGUCUGGCACCAGCAUACCUCCACGAUGACGUCACGCACCAACUCUGCAAAGAACUACUCGCUUUGCCUUACCUCCCACACGAACACAUUCGCCCACUCUUUGAAAAGCUUGCAAAACGUGCAACAACAGAAACCCUGGCGACGCUCGUGGACUACAUUCGUAGAAACUGGAUUGAGACGACACAAUGGACCCCUAAAACGUGGAGUGUCUUCAACCAACCCGUUCGCACUAACAACGACUGCGAGGGUUGGCACGGUGCCCUGAAUCGACACGCACCAAGUCUCGUCGGGAUCCAAGUCCGUCUUGUGCGUGCCGCCAAACUGAAACGUAGGCAACGAGCCCAAUACCGCCAAAUCGAGGGAAAACUCUUCGCAGUUUGGGAGGAUUACAUCAAAGGAAAGAAGAACGCCCGACAGCUGCUCCGUACGUGUUCACAUCUCGUUGCCCCAAGUACGUAAAACGGUCAAAUGGAAUGUGCUUUGAACUUUUUCAUGCGCUUGCUCUAGACUCUGUCGUCUAAGUCAUGGAAUGAUGGUUACAUUUUGGUAAUAAAAACAUAUUGUUUUAA